This is a messenger RNA of Mytilinidion resinicola, 3057 nucleotides long. Its product is annotated as SPO22-domain-containing protein. Bases 1 to 2727 code for a protein of 908 amino acids. The record is from RefSeq and is a predicted model, not a curated record. The transcript is spliced from 11 exons. Gene Ontology annotation, biological process: regulation of synaptonemal complex assembly; meiotic cell cycle. Gene Ontology annotation, molecular function: protein binding. Lineage: Eukaryota; Fungi; Ascomycota; Dothideomycetes; Mytilinidiales; Mytilinidiaceae.
AUGGCGCCCUCCAAUACCCUCCGCUCAGAACGCGAAAAGAAAAUCAAAGCCCUUCUCACCUUCGCCGACUCCAUCUCCACCCGCCUCACCUCUAACCCCUUCGACACUACCCUAGCCACCGAUCUGCAAGCUCAAAUAACCUCGCUCCCUCUGCCUGCAUCCUCCGCCCUGAAUGCGAAGCGCGACGAGCUCGACAAGGUCGGGACGGAGCUAUGGAACACUUCGACGCGUUUGAAGCGUGAGGAAAGCCGCGAAGGCUUGGGAAAGAAGGUGCUCUGCCUGCUGCGCGCCUUCGCGUUCCUGUUGCUGGAGAGCGCUGCGGCUGGGCUAAAGAGAAAAGGAACCGCGGGUGCCGAUAGCAAGGAUGAAGGUGCGGUCGUGAGGUUGAUGAAGGUCGCGCUUAAGAGCUCGCGGGUGUGUCUUGAGGCUGGCAUGGUGGAUGUGUGUUCGAAGGUCAUGGAGAGGGCGGCGACCUUGGAGGAGGAGUUGGCCGCGGAGAAAGAUGCGGAGACGGGGCCGGAGAGUGAUGAGGCGAAUAGGAGGCUGAGGGUUGAGUACCUGGUGCUUAGGUCUGCGCUGGCAUGGCGGCAAGGUCGCAUGGACAUUGCGGAGCACAUGUUCUCCAAAGAUGAGCUGUCUGGUCACCAACUUGAUCCCGCGAUUGCGGAGAGUUUGUCGGAUUUGCUGUAUGAGAUUGGCAAGGACCAACUCAAGCACGGUCGUUACGAGGCUGCUGUCAAGUGGUUAGAAAGGGCACAUGAGAUGCUCGGAGACCAUGAGCUGGAGAGAUUGAGUGCUGAUGCUGGGGAGCUGAGGUUGAGUAUCAUGCAAAGCUUGGGUAUGCAUGCUGUCCUAGGCGAAGCAAACUUCACUAAUGAUGGCUCAGUCCAGUCGCUCUUGAAGCUUAGUGAUCUCCCCGAAGAAUCUGAUGCGCACACGAUAGACGGCGACCAGUAUUACGGGGUUCUACUUCGUAUGGCCCGCAGCGCAGUCCUCACCGAGACAAGUCUCAAAACGUGCGAACACCCAUCCAUCUUCUUUUACGGACUAACAGAAAUUAGGAUAAUGCAUCAUGUGUAUAAGCUCAAAGAUCAAAGUAAUGCGACCGCCUGCAAGAUCCUCGACGACCUUAUAAGGAUACGGUUGUUCGGGGAAAACAACCAAGACUGGAUUGAAAAGGUUACGAUUACAAGAACGUGGAUUACGACUAAGGGUCCACAUGCCGAGGAUAUGCUGGAAGGUCUCCGGGACAUAUUUGAUGAGGUCUCACAGAACACGAAGACUACAUUCAGUGCACCAGCUACACAUGCGGCGCAAACCUUGAUAUGGAAACAAAUCGAAUACGCCUAUAGCCAGAAUGAAUAUCAGUCUUCAGAAGCGUGGUGUGCUCUUGCUGUCCAUGCCCUAUUCGACAAAGCCGGAGAGUCGAACAAAGCAAAGAUAGCAAGGAAAAUGAUCCUAUGUGCCUUAGCGAGGAAGGACUGGGAAGCUGCUCGAGACGCUUUCACUCGGAUGUCCGAUUUCGGCAAAGCAGAGCCCAUGACGAGAUAUAUAAUGUACAAAGCCUCUCUAAGGAGCGGAGAUGCGGAGCUUGCUACGCAAUGUCUGGACAUCGUAUGCCAGCAAUCCACCAAGGAUGCAACAUUACUGUACGCCUGCGUUCUCGAGGCACAACAAACCGGUGAUAAGAGGCAAGCCGUCGUAGCGCUUCAAAAAGUUCUCGAGAAAUACGACUAUGGUGCUCCUGCUGGCGUGAACCUGCCAGCGCUUCUACGAUGCACUGUUCGCCUCCUAUCCCCUCUACUUGUGGAAAAUGGGAAGAUCAAUGAAGAUGUUGCGGAAGAACUAUCUAAGGUAUUGGAAGGAGGCGCAUGCAUGAAGUUCAUAUUACUAGUGAGAGAUCAGAAGACAUCGGACAUGGCAGAUGAGCUGACUCUUCGCCUCCUUUUUUGCGAUUUUCUUUCGGCAUGCGCGUACGUAGUGUUAGCCAGAGCAGAGGACAACCUGCAAGCCUCCGCUCAGCGUUACCUCUCUGUCCGCUACCACGCGGAUAAUUUCAUGAAAGAACUCUCAGACUACCUCGAAAAGGCGGACAUCAAUGACAAUUCCAAAAAGGACCUCAUCUCCAAGCACUUCCAACUCGUCAAGUUCUCGCUCGAAGCCUCCCUCAAACUCUCCGACUGGGAGUCCAUGGACGCGCUCUUCGAGAAAUGCUUCGCAUACCACGACCCCAAGCACUACGCCACCCUCGCCGACCUCGUCCUCACUAUCCACUCCUAUAUGCUCAAGCGCAAACUCCCCGCCACCUACCUGAAGAAAAUCCUCCGAGUCCUCCAAACCGUCAUCGACAGGGCCUGGCAAAACGACAACUCCGGCAACCCGCUCCCCAACGGCGGCAUCCACCAGCUCGCGCGCUGGAUCCGUUGCCUGUUCCAGCUCGCGAUGGGCCUCGAUGAAUCGCUUGCGCAGAAAUGCCUCUCCCAAGCGGUCGCGAUCGCGGAGAAGCGGAAGGGCACCGCGGAGAGGUUCCCGAGUCUAGAGCUCGAGUGGCUGGUGGCAACGGCGUGGAAUCAUACGGUUGAUCUGUAUUGCAUGAAUGAUGAUAAGAAGUGCGAGGUUUGGGCGGAUUUGGCGAUGGCGUUGGCGGGCGCGGCGGAGGACGGGGGCGCGCUGCAGAACACGUUGGUUGGGAAUCGGUCGGGGUUGCAGUGGGAGAAGGCGGAUUAAGUGGAUGGGGGAGGGGGUGUUUGUGUGAUCAGGUUCAAGUCGCUCGGGUUUGCGCUUUGUUUUGUCGGUGCUGGUAGAUCGUUGGGGUGCUGCCGGGGGUUCUGAGCGUUGGUCGUGAGAAAUCGGGUUAUGGUCAGAGUCAGGGGCUGGAGCAGCAGUACGCAGCAGCGAGCCGCACUUCCCUUUUCUUUACGUCUAGUAGAAGUCCGACCAGGGUGAAGGCUUGCUUAGUGCCGGAUUCUAGUGUAUGCGAGACGGCGCCGCAGCCGUCAGCGCUAUAAAAAAAUUCCUCAACUUCUACGGUAGCUCGCCGCCUGCGUUAUAGACAGC